GAGAAAUGUGGCAUAAGGCAUCUUGUGGAGAGCUCACCUCUGUCUUUUUUCUAAAAUGUUUUUCUAGAACACAAAGGAUGGUUUGGAAAUUUGCCUUGUCCGUUUUUCUGAUGGCAGCGCUGGUGCGAGUGUCGGACGCCAGGAAGAACCGCCCUGCAGGUGCCAUUCCCUCCCCGUACAAAGGCAGCAGCAGCAACCACUCGGAGCGGAGGCAGCAGCUGAACAAGGAGGUGUUGGCCUCCAGCCAGGAGGCCCUGGUGGUCACCGAGAGGAAGUACCUCAAGAGCGACUGGUGCAAGACGCAGCCGCUGCGGCAGACUGUCAGCGAGGAGGGCUGCAUCAGCCGCACCAUCAUCAACCGCUUCUGCUACGGGCAGUGCAACUCCUUCUACAUCCCGCGGCACGUCAAAAAGGAGGAGGAGUCCUUCCAGUCCUGUGCGUUCUGCAAGCCGCACAAGGUCACCUCUUCGACCGUGCAGCUGGAGUGCCCUGAGCUGGACCCACCCUUCCGACUCAAGAAAAUUCAGAAGGUCAAGCAGUGCCGGUGCAUGUCUGUGAAUCUGAACAGCUCAGGCAAGCUGUGA
Messenger RNA from Cinclus cinclus, 584 nucleotides. It is a transcript of the gene GREM2, whose product is annotated as gremlin 2, DAN family BMP antagonist. Bases 6 to 584 code for a protein of 192 amino acids. Gene Ontology annotation, molecular function: BMP binding; receptor ligand activity. Gene Ontology annotation, biological process: animal organ morphogenesis. The record is from RefSeq and is a predicted model, not a curated record. The transcript has 2 exons. Lineage: Eukaryota; Metazoa; Chordata; Aves; Passeriformes; Cinclidae.